UCAUUGGCCGGAAGAAAAAACCUCCAACUCUCCCUUCUUCCUCGCAACUUCCUACAAAACCGGCAACCUCCUAUGGCGGCGGCGGCGGCGGAUUUACCACUACCGACUCAACACAAACCAUCACUACCGAUGAGGCUAAACUCUUUCGUCGCCACCACCCGCGUCGGAAAGCGAUUCAAACUCACCCAACGAAGCACAACCUUCACAACCGAACUCCGCGCCGGCACCGCCACUUUCCUCACGAUGGCCUACAUUCUCGCCGUAAACGCUAGCAUCCUCACCGACUCCGGCGGCACGUGCUCCGCCGCCGACUGCACACCCCUCUGCUCCGACCCGACCCUCCCCCUCUCCGCCUGCACCGGUCCGACCCACCACGUCAUCCAACCGGACAUUUCCUGCAAAUUCCGACCCGUCAACCCGGGUUACUCCGCCUGCCUAGAAACGACCCGAAAAGAUCUAAUCAUCGCCACCGGAGCCUCGUCGCUCAUCGGGAGUUUCAUAAUGGGUGUUUUCGCAAAUCUCCCUUUAGCCUUAGCUCCCGGAAUGGGCACCAACGCUUACUUCGCCUUCGCCGUCGUCGGGUUCCACGGGUCGGGUCAAUUACCGUACAGAAGCGCUUUAGCCGCCAUUUUCAUCGAAGGCUUAAUCUUCCUUCUAAUCUCCGCCGUCGGAUUACGAGCCAAAAUCGCCAAAUUAAUCCCAAAACCCAUCAGAAUCUCAUCCUCCGCCGGAAUCGGACUGUUCCUCGCCUUCAUCGGAUUACAGAGCAAUCAAGGAAUUGGGCUAAUCGGGUACAACGCCUCGACCCUCGUCACCAUCGGAGCCUGCCCGAAGAAUUCCCGGGCAGCGUUAGCGGCAGUCGUAACUGCCCCAAAUGGAACGGUCAGUUUGCUCCGUAACGGCGCCGUUUCCGAUCAGAUUCUCUGCCUGAACAACCGAAUGCAAAGCCCCACGUUCUGGCUCGGCGUGGUGGGAUUCGCCAUCAUUGCGUAUUGUUUGGUGAAAAACAUCAAAGGCGCGAUGAUAUACGGCGUCGUUUUCGUGACGGCGGUUUCGUGGUUCCGUAACACCGUCGUAACGGUAUUUCCCGACACGACGGCCGGCGACUCUGCGUUUAAUUAUUUCAAGAAGGUCAUCGACGUUCAUUGGAUUAAAACCACCGCCGGAGCUUUGAGUUUCCGGGAUUUGGGGAAACCCCAUUUCUGGGAAGCGAUGUUCACAUUCCUUUAUGUCGACAUUCUCGACACCACCGGAACUCUGUACUCCGCCGCCCGUUUCGCCGGAUUCACCGACGCCGCCGGCGACUUCGAGGGGCNGGUUUAA
Messenger RNA from Cucurbita pepo subsp. pepo (vegetable marrow), 1323 nucleotides. NCBI's taxonomy places the organism in Eukaryota, Viridiplantae, Streptophyta, Magnoliopsida, Cucurbitales, Cucurbitaceae. The record is from RefSeq and is a predicted model, not a curated record.